AUGUUAUCGAGACAAGUAGGUCGUGCUUGUUAUAGUACAAACAUUACCCAAGAUUUUAUUAACGAUCUAUUAGUAAGAGCUAAAGAAGCUACAACACAUUCCGUGGCGGCAAAGAGCCAACAUACACAAAAUAAAAGAGGUAAUUUUAACAAUACCAAUAUUAAAAACAAUAAUUAUAAUAAUAAUCGUGAUACCAGAACUGGGAAUAAUGGAAAGUUUAAGUUUGCACAAAAUAAAGGGAGAUCAUUUAAUAAUAGAAAAUUCAAUAGAUAUGAUAAACAAGGAUCCGAAGGAAAUAUUACCAAGGGUCAAGUAAUGACAAACUCAAAUGUCAAGAGCGACAUUACUUUACAACAACCUCAAUUUGCAGGUAAAAAAAAUGCUGAAUCGGAAUCUAUUGAUUUUAUUGAUAUUAUUCAAGAUCAAGAUAAGACAAAGAAUGUUUCUUCCAGACAAAAACCUGUUGUUCAAAGAAAGAGAGAUACAAGAGGUAGAAAACCACAUAUGAGAUUGACGACAACAAAUAAUUUCCAAAAGAGACAACGCCCUAAAGUUGAAAUUGUGUCCGAAUUGUAUUACCCAGAGGAUAAUACUGCAGAAUCAUUAUUAAAAUAUUCUUCUGAUUUAUAUUCUGUUCAAUCUACAAGAGCUAAAAAUUUUGCUCUAAAAGAAUUGGAAAACUCUAAUUUCCCUGUGAAUAGACAACCAAAUUUUUCAUCUACAUCUAAAUAUUCUCCAUUAUUUAAUGGGAAUAAUUCCUUUGGCAAAUAUAUGCCUGCUAAUUCAUUAAUUUUACAACAAGAAGCUCAAUUAAAGAAUCAUACCAUGGAAACAGAUAAUGUAAAAUAUAUAGCGGCAGUUAAAGGUAAAUAUAACUCAUUAUCAUCCCUCACAUUGAAAAAUUUUAACUCGAUCUCUACAAACAAAACAAUCCAAGAAAACUUACUAAACAACAGUAAAACUGUAGGACUUGCAUUACAAAAUAAUGUUGACAUGAAUAGAGAUCCAGAAAAGUUCAAUCUAAUAUUCGAAGUUUGUUCUGGUUUAAAACCACUUUCUGAAUUAAAUCAAUAG
Molecule: messenger RNA, 1074 nt
Organism: Maudiozyma saulgeensis
Lineage: Eukaryota; Fungi; Ascomycota; Saccharomycetes; Saccharomycetales; Saccharomycetaceae
Source: the annotation of a GenBank genome assembly